AACAUAUGAUUGCUGCUUUAGGCCCUUUUGAACAACUCUACUACUACUACUACUCUACCGACUGUAAGACACAUGAGAACUGCUCGAAACAUGAUACCGUUAAUUGCUGUAAACACGACUACGGCUAUGCUACCGACUGUUAAUUGGAGACAUGCAAGUACUGCUUGCAAACAAUACUGCACAUCGGGGACAAGUGAGUAGCGCUUGCAACGCGACUACUACUAUGCUACUGGCUGUUAAUCGGCGGCACGAGUACUACUACUUGAAACACGAACAGCGCCAUGCGACCGUCAAUGGGUGCCUCCCUCGACAGAGUACUGCUUGAACACUUCUACUACUCUUACACAGCCGAAUUACCUAAUGGCGUUCGACAGGGAGAAAUUUGGAUUGUGUCUCGCCGAUUAUGACCAACAUAACAUCGUAUGGAUUGUGCUUGACAGAUGAAGUCCUGAAAUCGGGGUCGUCGGUGUAACUCGAGACCAAUCGAAAGGUGCCGGCGUACCCCGUGAAUUGCCACGGCCUCACCUUGCCGGAGGCCGUCGGCAAAGCGAAAGAGGGCCGCCGGAUCCUCCACGAGCGGCUGCGAACCUCGGACGGCCAACUCGACGACUGCGUCAUCCGAUGCAGUCAAUCGUCAAAACUAUUCAAUUCAUUCGUUUUCGUCACUUCCGGAACUUUCUAAAAUCUUCACCCUCUUGUGGAGCCAAUAAAUGAGCAGACAAUACUAAAUAAAAAAAUAAAUACAAUGAAAAUAAUAUUUUCCUCAGGUGACAGUAUACAAAAAAAAAUCAUUUGUUGUCAACAUAAAUAACCCACAUAAAUAUACGGUUUAAAAAAAUUGUUAGGAAUAAUAAUCUGCAUGUCAAAUAGUACAUACAAAAUAAAAUUACACAAAUAUAAAUAUACAAACAGCUAAAUAUGAAGUGUAAUUUAUUAAAGAACCCAAAGAUAAAAAUACAGUACACUAUGAAUAAAAACUAAACAUUGUCAGAAUCUGUCAACAUGAAUAACCAACACAUAAUUCAAUACAAAUAUCAUCAUUAGUAUACAAUUACUACAUAAAUCAACUUUUGUUUAAUAAAACACUCGGACGCGUAAUAAACAGAUCCAGCAGGAGGUGCUGUUGUGUCGUCCCAAGAUUCUAUUAGAAGACAAGGGUGAACAAGUAAAUUCAUGUAUUAUUUUAUGAAACUUGUGGUGCACUUUUGGGAGGAACUGACCGUAACAAUGGAAAAAAAGUAAUGAGGAUGACGACAGUGAUUGUGAUUCUUAUUGUUCCGAGCACGCGGCGUCUAUAUCGGGGUUGCGAGCGUCAGCAGGGUUGAAGCAGCUGCCGGGACCAAUCAAAAGCAGCGAGCCGGGAGUUGAAGCGCAGUGGAAAGAAAGAUGUGGCGCCGCAAAGGCAAACGCAAACAAUACGUGACGGUGAAGGACCUGCAGAACAUUCUGGACUCGUGCAAACUCCGCCUGGGGCACAUCGAUGAAGUCUGGCCCAACAUUUACAUCGGAAACGUGACAGUGGCGCAGACCAAGACGGCGCUGCUGGAGCUGGGCAUCACGCACGUGCUGAACGCGGCGCACGCCAAGCCGGGCAGCGUCGGCGACCAGCGUUUCUACGGCGCCGACUUCGAGUACUGCGGCAUCCCCGCCGACGACUCCGCCCACUUCGACCUGGACGUCUACUUCAGACCCGCCGCCGACUUCAUACACAAGGGACUCAAGUCGCCUCGUGGCAAAGUUCUGGUGCACUGCAUGAUGGGAAUGAGCCGCUCGUCCGCGCUGGUGCUGGCCUACCUGAUGAUCUACCGCCGCCUCAGCCUGGAGGAGGCGCUGCGGCGGCUGGUGCGCAAGAGGGCCAUCUACCCCAACCGCAACUUUCUGGCGCUGCUCCUCGACCUCGACCUCCACCUGCAGCGUGACGGCCGCCGCCGCCGGCGCCGCCGUCUCUGUCUCAUCUUGUGAGCCGGCUGGAAAACAGCCAAACAAAGUCAUUUCAAAUACCAACGUAUCCACAGAAAAUCAUUUUCAAUAGCAGGACUUUCAAUAGCCACACAUCAUGUGAAAUUAUUUCAAAUAUCAAGACAAUCAAAAAUGUUCACUAAUCUACAUACACAAAUAGAACAAAAAUCUGAAUCUAUCCAGCUGGAAAAUGUCAAGACAAAUUGAUUUAGUUGAUCAUUUUAAAUACCGUAUUUUCCGGAGUACAAGUCGUAAGUGAAUGCAUUUCCAUCCCAUUCAAACAUUUUGCAUUUCCAGCAUUUUGUCCUUAAAUUCAACUUAGUCACUUUGUGAAAAUGGACCAACUGCAUAAUUGUGUCCAAACCCUCACCCUUUAUUUCCCUGCAUUUUAUUUUGA
Messenger RNA from Phyllopteryx taeniolatus (common seadragon), 2356 nucleotides. Its product is annotated as dual specificity protein phosphatase 13A-like. The coding region runs from base 1387 to 1962 and encodes 191 amino acids. Gene Ontology annotation, biological process: protein dephosphorylation; negative regulation of MAPK cascade. The record is from RefSeq and is a predicted model, not a curated record. Gene Ontology annotation, cellular component: cytoplasm. Gene Ontology annotation, molecular function: MAP kinase phosphatase activity; protein tyrosine/serine/threonine phosphatase activity. Lineage: Eukaryota; Metazoa; Chordata; Actinopteri; Syngnathiformes; Syngnathidae. The transcript is spliced from 3 exons.